AUGGUGAAAUUCCCGGCGCUCACGCACUACUGGCCCCUGAUCCGGUUCCUGGUGCCCCUGGGCAUCACCAACAUAGCCAUCGACUUCGGGGAGCAGGCCUUGAACCGGGGAAUCGCGGCUGUCAAGGAGGAUGCGGUGGAGAUGCUGGCCAGCUACGGACUGGCCUAUUCCCUGAUGAAGUUCUUCACGGGCCCCAUGAGUGACUUUAAAAAUGUGGGCCUGGUGUUUGUGAACAGCAAGCGAGACAGAACCAAAGCCGUCCUGUGCAUGGUGGUGGCCGGCGCCAUCGCCGCUGUCUUUCACACCCUCAUAGCUUACAGUGACCUAGGCUACUACAUCAUCAACAAACUGCACCAUGUGGACGAGUCCGUGGGGAGCAAAACGAGAAGGGCCUUCCUCUAUCUUGCUGCCUUCCCUUUCAUGGAUGCGAUGGCAUGGACCCAUGCCGGCAUUCUCCUAAAACACAAAUACAGCUUCCUGGUGGGGUGUGCCUCAAUCUCCGAUGUCAUAGCUCAGGUCGUUUUUGUAGCCAUCUUGCUCCACAGCCACCUGGAGUGCCGGGAGCCCCUGCUCAUCCCCAUCCUCUCCUUGUACAUGGGCGCCCUUGUGCGCUGCGCCACCCUGUGCCUGGGCUACUACCGGAACAUCCACGACAUCAUCCCCGACCGGAGCGGGCCCGAGCUGGGGGGAGAUGCAACAAUCAGAAAGAUGCUGAGCUUCUGGUGGCCGUUGGCACUCAUCUUGGCUACUCAGAGAAUCAGUAGACCUAUUGUCAACCUCUUCGUUUCCCGGGACCUUGGCGGCAGUUCUGCGGCUACAGAGGCAGUAGCGAUUUUGACAGCCACGUACCCUGUGGGCCACAUGCCAUAUGGUUGGUUGACGGAAAUCCGUGCUGUCUACCCUGCUUUUGACAAGAACAACCCCAGCAACAAGCUGGUGAGCACGAGCAGCACGGUCACAGCGGCCCACAUCAAGAGGUUCACGUUCGUGUGCAUGGCCCUGUCGCUCACGCUCUGCUUUGUGAUGUUCUGGACCCCCAACGUGUCUGAGAAGAUUCUGAUAGACAUCAUUGGCGUGGACUUCGCCUUCGCCGAGCUCUGCGUCAUUCCUCUGCGGAUCUUCUCCUUCUUCCCCGUCCCAGUCACCGUGAGGGCUCAUCUCACCGGGUGGCUGAUGACCCUGAAGAAGACCUUCGUCCUGGCCCCCAGCUCUGUGCUGCGCAUCAUCGUCCUCAUCACCAGCCUGGUGGUCCUGCCCUACCUGGGGGUCCAUGGAGCCACCCUGGGCGUGGGCUCCCUCCUCGCGGGAUUUGUGGGAGAAUCCACCAUGGUCGCCAUAGCCGCAUGCUACGUCUACCGGAAACAGAAAAAGAAGAUGGAGAACCAGUCAGCCGUGGAGGGGGAGGACUCAGCCAUGACGGACAUCCCCGCUGCCGAGGAGAUCACGGACAUCGUGGAGAUGAAAGAGGAGAACGAAUAA
This is a messenger RNA of Pipistrellus nathusii (Nathusius's pipistrelle), 1479 nucleotides long. NCBI's taxonomy places the organism in Eukaryota, Metazoa, Chordata, Mammalia, Chiroptera, Vespertilionidae. The record is from the annotation of a GenBank genome assembly.